Molecule: messenger RNA, 2385 nt
Organism: Perca flavescens (yellow perch)
Lineage: Eukaryota; Metazoa; Chordata; Actinopteri; Perciformes; Percidae
Product: rap guanine nucleotide exchange factor 5
Exons: 18
Coding region: 283-2136 (617 amino acids)
Biological process (GO): Ras protein signal transduction
Cellular component (GO): plasma membrane
Molecular function (GO): guanyl-nucleotide exchange factor activity
Source: RefSeq, a predicted model, not a curated record
GAAAGAGAGAUACCUGGAGUCCAAAUGGUGAAGUCUUUUUUGCGUGUGUGUACGUCUCCGCUACAGAGCUGACCAAGGCAUACGACGACUGGGAUGUACUACUUUGGCUGCAGUGUAGACUCUGUAUCUCACCUGGACAACAUAAGCAGAAACACAUACAGUACAUUCAUUCAUUUUUGAGCUUCUCACUUCCUCUUACACCUUUUCUGAGAGUAUUGUGAGCUCACAGGCAGGAGUCCUGCUCUUUUGCCUGGUGGACAGCCAGUAGUAGGUGAGCCGGCGAUGUCGUGGGACUGUGGCCUGAGGUACAUGUUCUCUGUGCCACCUGUGCUGCAGCAGGGCAGCAUGUGUAUCCUGCAUGACAAGGAGGACCUGUCCAGACUGGAGAUGGUCCAGAAACUGGCCAAGGAUGGCUGCCGCUUCCUGCAGACCCACAGCAAGGGCCCAGAGAGGACAAGUGAGCCCCAGAGUGACGAGGCAGCCCGCGUGUGUCUGAGGGAGAGGGGCCACGAUGUGCUGGUUCUCCAGAGAAUAUCGUCAGAGCAGCCAGCCCUUUCUGCAUCUGCGAGGGGAGGAGGGAGAGAGGAGGCUAGGAACAGGAGGUACGUGGUGGUAUCAGGGACCCCAGAGAAGAUCCUGGAGCACUUGCUGAAUGACCUGACACUAGAUGACGACCAGGGGACAACACAGGGCAAAGAGUCAGAUACACUUCUGGAUGAUUUUCUGCUGACCUACCCAGUGUUCAUGUCAACCAGUGAUUUAUGUCAAGCUCUGCUGGGACACUAUUGCGCCAAGCGAUACAAAGGGAAAGAGGACAGGAAAGAGGCACUGGAAAGGAAACGAAAAGUCCUGCACCUGGUGUCACAGUGGAUGGCCCUGUGCAAAGACUUCCUGAGGGAAGACGAGCAUGUCAAACUAUUUAUGAAGACUUUGUACCGUUACGUAUUGGAUGAUCUCUAUGAGCACCCAGCCCUGGAGACGGAUGUGAGGGAACUGCAGACACUGUACCAGCUGCAUCGCAGACAUACGGUGGAUGAAUAUUCCCCUCAAAGAAAGAGCAAAGCACUGAAAGAGAACGGGCUCCAGUCCAGAGGCACACAGAGGGAGACCAAGGAAGUGCUGUGUCACGUGUAUAUUACCAUGGACUCGUACCUGAGUAUGAGGACCCAUACUGGGGUAGUGGCCCAGGAGCUGCUGCAGGCCGUGGCAGAAAGGAUGGAUGUCCCACUGAGGGAACUGGUGCUAGUGGCCGUCACUUACCCUGGAGGGAGGCUUCUUCUGCAGCAUCUGGACAGAGUUUUCUCUGAUUCUGUACGGCCGGUGGGGAGGCUGCAUGUGUGCAGGAAGGACCUGGGUGAAGUCCUGAACCCAUUUACAGACAACUCAGAGCUGCAACAGAGGACAGCUCGCAUGCUCAGUUUAAACACAUGGGACGUGGCCGUUGCUCUCACCAACUUUGACUGGACCAUCUUUGACUCAAUACACGAGCAAGAACUCGUCUAUUUCACCUUCAGCCGCCACAGUAGCAGUAGCCACACUGUGGCGUUGGAGCUGCUGCUGCAGCGCUUCAAUGAAGUCCAGCUGUGGGUGAUGACAGAGGUGCUGCUGUGCCCAACGCUCUGCAAAAGGGUCCAACUCAUCAAGAAGUUCAUCAAGAUUGCUGCCCACUGUAAAGCACAGAGGAACCUCAACUGUUUCUUUGCCAUUAUAAUGGGCCUGAACACUGCAGCUGUUAGCCGGCUCAGUCAGACAUGGGAGAAAAUUCCUGGGAAAUUCAAAAAGCUGUUUUCAGAGCUGGAGACAAUUACAGAUCCCUCGCUGAACCACAAGGCCUACAGGGACUCCUUCAAGAAGAUGAAGGCGCCAAAGAUCCCCUUCCCUCCUCUGCUACUGAAAGAUAUUACGUUCAUUCAUGAAGGCAACAAGACGUUUCAUGAUAACCUGGUCAAUUUUGAAAAGCUGCACAUGAUAGCAGACACAGUGCGUCUCAUCCGGCAGUGUCAGAAAGAUCACAUGGGUAAUGGCAUCACGCAGAAAAGCAGCUCAGAAGUGCGAGCCUACAUUGAUUACCUGCAUAUCAUCGACAAUCAGCAGACUCUGUUUGAACUGUCACACAGGCUGGAGCCUCGUGCUUAGAGAGCAGCUCUAACUUACUUCCCACUGUGUCAGCCAGACUGUGGGAUUGCCAAGGAACAAUCUAUCUCUGUCUCACCUAUCUCUCAGGACUCAGUCGGCAAUCAGAGGACGCUGCAUGGUCCUGGCCGACCACAGGAGGGAGCCGCCCAAUCAGGAAACUCUCACCAGAGACGGGGAAUAAGCAGAAAAAAACAUAAAGGUGCACUAUGAGUUCCUGCAUGGUUUCAGCGCAAUUUCAUUUUUGUCUUA